Echinococcus granulosus is the source of this 606-nucleotide messenger RNA. RefSeq names its product DNA-directed RNA polymerase III subunit RPC8. The transcript is spliced from 6 exons. The record is from RefSeq and is a predicted model, not a curated record. Gene Ontology annotation, biological process: transcription initiation at RNA polymerase III promoter; DNA-templated transcription. The coding region runs from base 1 to 606 and encodes 201 amino acids. Gene Ontology annotation, cellular component: RNA polymerase III complex. NCBI's taxonomy places the organism in Eukaryota, Metazoa, Platyhelminthes, Cestoda, Cyclophyllidea, Taeniidae.
AUGUUCGUUGUUGUUCCAAUCACCGAUGUUGUCAUUAUUAAACCGAAGAAAUUUGGAUCUGAUAUCGAAGAAGUUAUUGCUCAUGAGCUAAACUCCCGUUUUUCAAACAAGGUUUUGUAUAAAGUUGGUCUGUGUAUUUCCCUUUGGGAUAUCAAAAAAAUAGGGGACAUGUAUAUCUUACAUGAUAGCGGUUCAUAUCAAGUUGUUGUCUCAUUCCGACUGAUCUGUUUCCGUCCAUCGAUAGACGAAGUAAUAAUUGGAACAGUAAAAAACUGCACCCCGGACGGUUUGCAUAUAUCUCUAUACUUCUUUGACGACAUAUUCAUUCCGGCAGACAAGCUAAGACACCCAUCAAAAUUUGAUUUUGAGCAGCAGUGUUGGAUUUGGCAAUACGAAGAUGAUGGUGAAUCAGCCGAUCUACGCAUUGAGAAGAACGACACAAUCAGAUUCCGAGUAGAACAGGAGGUCUGGCAAGAUCCGAAUCCAAAUGGAGAAAAGCAAGACCAAAAUCAGCCAGUAUCUCCCUUUGGUAACAAAUCCCCCUAUGUCAUCCUAGGAUCGAUAGUCUCCGACGGGCUCGGUCUGACCUGUUGGUGGAUCAACUAA